AGCUCUUUUUAGAUCCAAGCACCAACAGAAUGAGACGGGGCUGGCCAGAAAAUGGGGGACACGCUGGAGAAGAGCUCUGAGGAGCCCGAGCUCUCUUUGAGCAAUGAGUGUUCGACAAAAAUGGGGGACCUGGUGGAAGUCUCAAGUGGUGAAAAGGUCAAGUUUGACGAUACGGGUCUUUCUCUGGUGCUCCAGAAUGGCCUUGAGAACCUUCGGCUUGAAAAUUCCCUUACAGAUGUCAUCCUGUGCGUGGACAGCAGGGAAUUCUCCUGUCACCGAGUGGUCCUUGCUGCAGCAAGCAAUUAUUUCAGGGCCAUGUUCUGCAAUGAUUUAAGAGAGAAAUAUGAAGAGAAGAUCAUACUAAAAGGAGUUGAUGCAGAAACCAUGAAUAUACUCUUGGACUACACCUACACCAGCAAGAUGCUCAUCACAAAGCAAAAUGUGCAGAAAGUCUUGGAAGCCGCCAGCCUCUUUCAGUUCCUGCGCAUGGUAGACGCCUGUGCCAGCUUUCUCACGGAAGCACUCCAGCCAGAGAACUGCGUGGGCAUCCUGAGGCUGGCUGAUGCCCACGCCCUGCACAGCCUCAAACAACAAGUGCAGAACUACAUCAUCCAGAACUUCACCCAGGUCCUGAACUACGAGGAGUUCCUGGAGCUGCCAGCAGACAUCCUGUGCAGCACGCUCAAGAGUGAUGAGCUGUACGUCACGGAGGAGGCGCAGGUGUUCGAAACGGUGAUGAACUGGGUCCGUUACAAGGAGUCGGAAAGGUUUUCUCUCCUGCCAUACGUGCUGGAGAAUGUCCGGCUGCCCCUCUUGGACCCUUGGUAUUUUGUAGAGACUGUUGAAGCUGAUCAACUCAUUAGACAGUGUCCAGAUGUCUUUCCUUUGCUCCAAGAAGCAAGAAUGUACCAUCUGUCAGGCAAUGAGAUUAUUACAGAAAGGACCAAGCCCAGGAUGCACGAGUUCCAGUCUGAGGUGUUUAUGAUCAUAGGGGGCUGUACAAAAGAUGAGAAAUUUGUAGCAGAAGUGACUUGCCUGGAUCCUUUGAGGCGAAGCCGUCUGGAAGUAGCAAAAUUACCAAUCACAGAGCAGGAGCCGGAGAAUGAGAAUAAAAAAUGGGUGGAGUUUGCAUGCAUUACUCUAAAAAAUGAAGUCUACAUAUCGGGUGGCAAAGAAACAAAGCAUGAUGUCUGGAAAUACAACGCCUCCAUCAACAAAUGGAUACAAAUUGAGUAUCUCAAUGUUGGGCGCUGGAGACAUAAAAUGGCAGUGCUGGGUGGCAAAGUGUAUGUCAUUGGGGGCUUCGAUGGCAUGCAGAGAAUCAGCAGCAUGGAAGCGUAUGAUCCCUUUCACAACUGCUGGUCAGAGGCUGCUCCCCUGAUGGUGAACGUGAGCUCCUUUGCAGCAGCCAGCUACAAGAAGAGGCUGUACGUGAUUGGGGGCGGCCCCAACGGGAAGCUGGCCACGGACAAGACGCAGUGCUACGACCCCGCCGCCAACGCGUGGAGCCUCAGGGCUGCCAUGCCCGUGGAGGCCAAGUGCAUCAACGCCGCCAGCUUCAGGGACCACAUCUACGUGGUGGGCGGGGCGAUGAAGGCUCUGUACUCGUACAGCCCGCAGGAGGACACAUGGUGCCUGGUGACUCAGUUCACCCACGAGAGAGCCAGCUGCGGCAUUUCUCCGUGCAACAACAAGCUCUUCAUCACCGGCGGCCGGGAUGAAAAGAACGAGGUCAUUGCCACAGUGCUGUGCUGGGACCCUGAGACGCAAAAGCUGACAGAGGAGUGUGUGCUGCCCCGGGGGGUGUCUCACCACGGCAGCGUCACCCUCAGGAAGUCUUACACGCCUGUCCGCAAGGUUAUGCCCGGGGCGCUUUCUGUCUGAGGCAGGAGCACGGACUGCCCUGGGCAUGGGUUUAACCUCAGGGAGCUGCGGAUGGAGACACCAGCACAGCUCCUCUGGGGGUAUCUGUAUAUAUGCUCAUCCUUGUGCUUCCUCUGUACAUUACAUCCUUAAAUUAUCUGAAUUCCUUCCCUCCACACAAAAACAAAGGGACCGGCUGUAGUUUACUCCUGUCAACACAAUACCUCGAAUCAGGCAAAGAAAUGUAGGUGGGAAAUUUACUUCCCAGCUGUAUCUACCCUGGAGUGUGCUUGAACUGGCUCAGUCUGGCCCCAGAGUUUGGUUAACUAUUUAUUGUGUUAAGUUGGAUUUGCAAUAUCUACUAGUGAAAAAAGAGACAUUGCUUUUGGAGUUAAAUAUUUUUAACUUUGGUGGAACAUAACGUUGUGUCUUCCAAAGCUGUGCUUUUUUUACCCCGUGUUUGGCACAUUAGAUUAAAUUCGAACCAGUUUGUUUGUUUGAAGAUACUUUGUUGGUUUUUCAGUUCUGUGUGAUCAAAAAUACUCCAUCUCAGUUUGCAAACCUUGCUGUCACUCCCAAGAAAGAGACUGCACAGGCUGCAAAUGUAAACGAACGCUAAUUUGUUUCCAGUGAACAUUCGCUGCGGCUGUUUUCUCAAUAAAACGGACCCAAAGGCAGUUUCCCUUUCCCUGUUGUGUGUCGGGUCCUGUUGAGCCUGGAAGGGCUUUUCCUCCCGCGGCUGUGCAGCCGGGCAGGGCAGCAGAGCAGCAGAGCAGCAGAGCCCAUUUCUCCAUCCCUGCCUCCAUCCCCACUGGGUGGCAGUGCGCUCCCGGCGUUUCUCUCACGGCUUUCGGUUUCCUGGAACGCAACCGGGCAAAACAGUCUGCGGGAGACAAAAACAGUUCCAGGUACUGUUCCCAGCCUGGUUCCUGAGCCUGUCACAUGCUGUACCAGAAGGGGCAAAUGUUCAACAGGCCAGGAGGGCCCAAGUCUCCAGUCCCAGUAUCUGGGUCAGUUGUAGGGAAAGAAAAACAAACAUUGAAGAGGUCACGCCCGGGACGCCCUGGGACGCUCUUGGCCAAAGACUGGGAACAUAUUCCCGUCCCUCCUCCCCUGCCUAGUUGCUGGAAAGAGCCAACUCACUGUUAAAUCAAGACAGAAAAUAGAGUGCAAAACAAAUCUCUCCAAGAGGAGAGCAGUGACUCCUUCCAGCCUUCCCUCUCUUCCUCUCUGUAAUGUCUCCUUUUGCCUUAUACAGUAUUAAAAAUAAUAUUUCUGUCAUGUUAGGCUGAGAAAAAAAUACGGGUUCCUGUAUUUCAGCACACUAAUACCAGCGUGCUCAGUGGUGUGGCAGGGCCUGCAGACAGUCCUGGUGCAGGCUGAGCAGGGCAGACACAGCCCAUGGGGCGGGUGCAGCCCUCCAGCGGGUCUUCACUGCAUCCUUCCCUCACAAAGACUGCAAGGAAUCCUGUUUCUUCAGUAUUUGUCCCAUGCCUCCAACUCAUCUCUGUAAUUUCAGCCAAUCCCCACGUUUUUUCACUCUGAUUUUCCCACAGGCCCUCCAUUUUCAACUACUUUUUAAUUGCUCCCCUUCCUUCUUUACAUUCCUGUCGUUCUGCAGGGUCAGCACUUCUCACACUCCCAUGCUGGCCCACGCUCUCCCAUCCCACUCUGCUUUUCAGAGGACAUGAAGAAAUACCCUCCAGACAGAGUAUUUUAUUUCAAAAGGUUUUUGGGAAGAACAGUUACCACCUUUGACUUCGUUGGUAGCACUGGCUGGUCUGGAGGGACAGAGAAGGUGGAUAAAUGGAGGGGGGAGUCUCCCUGUCCUCUUGAGGAGCUGUUUCUGUAUCUUUACCUGUUGGAGAAACUAAUUAUAGCAGCUGCUGCAGCUGACUAGUUCUUCCUGCUGGGAACCAUCCUAAAAACCAGCAGCCCCCAGGAACUGGUUGCUAAUUUUCUCCCUGCAAUGUCCUUAGCAAAGACUUGUAUUUUUUUACUUGAGGAAGAUAAACCACUGAAUUAGAAACAAGUUGUCCAAAUAAACUUCCUAAUACAAAUUCUUAACUCCACAUCUCAAAGGCAGAAAACAGCUUCUUGUCUGUCCUAAGGUGGUUUCCUAGUCACAUGUGCAAACUCUGGGCAAUCACAAGCCAAAACAGACCUCACUGACAAACAUGAGACAGCACAACCACAACCACAGCUUGGCUCCUUUCCCUCUCCUAACUCAUGAAUUGCUCACAAAUUCUGACAUUUUAAUAGCAGUGCAUGAAGAGUUGUGGUCAUUUGCCUCUCUGCUCUUUGUACUUUCUGGAUUCAUGUUGCAAUCCAAAGGACUUGAAGUGUAUCGAAAAACAAAAACAUCCAAAUCAGUAGUUUUAUGUGGACACCAAAAAUCACAAGGCUUGUGAAAAAAAUGGCAAGAAUCAGCCGUGUUGGGCACUCAUCUGCCUGCAGCGAGGUGGGGGUGGAGACAGGAGACAACAGAAAUGAAGUUUCAGAACCUUGCCAUUUCCUUUUCCUAGGCUCUUUCUCAUCUGCCGUGCGUAGCCCCCUCCGGCAGGGGAUGGCCACAGCAGCAGUUUCUGCCCAGGAGCAGAGCUCUGGGUGUGCAGGGCAGUGAAGCAGAGCCGCCUGUCCCCGCAGGAGCUGCCCGGGCUGUGUCGGGACAGCUGCUGCUGCUCCCCAGCACCGACACAGCCCCAGGGCUCUCGGGCUGCCCCGGUGCAGCCAGGCAAAGGCCACUCUCCUUCUGCCCUGCUCAUACAUUACACUUCAGUAGAAAGUGAUGCAGCCAACUGAUGGAGCAGAAGUGGACACUCCAAUAGUAAUUACUGACACUGCAGGAGGUUAAUUAGUUUUAGUGAAUAAUUACUCAAAUGCUUGCAAUGAACUGUACCUCAGAUCCAAAGCUGUGUGUUGUGUACCUGCAUGGAGAUGCUCUGUUUCUCCUGAUAGUGGAACUGAUCUCAUUUGAGGCACAGACCUAUCUCGGAUGUGAUUAUGUCUGCAGUGAUGUAUGGCACAGCCCCAGCCCCUGGAAUGCAGGUCUGACUCCCUUCAGUCUGCUGGUUACAGACAGCAAACUGCACUUGAAAUCCAGCUUGGAGAGGGGAGACAGCAGAGGUAAAUGUUGUGACAGUGUCGGCACAAGAAAAGAGGGAAAAAAACUGACCAGGAAUAUAUUUAGGCUGUAAAUUGGAAUACCUUUAAUGAUUCAUGCUAUUGCAAUUCAUUAAAGGAUUACUGCCCCCAGCUGCCAAAUCACAUGUUAAACCCAACUGCUCUCCAUUUCACUUCAAAUUAAAAUGCAGGGCAGCCACUGUGACGUCCAAGAAGUUCACUUAUGUGACCUGGGAGAGGUCGAUUACUGGGCUCUGGUAAACAGUCUCAGUUUGAAUUUCCAGAGCUUAUGUGGAGACAUCCUUACAAGGCUGGUGAUCACUACACCCAUCAGGUUCUGGAAAAUGCAGAAGCCUAACAUUCUUUGAGACAAAACUCAGGGCAUUUAUGAAAAGAACCUAGUACUUGUGACAUUGCCCUGGUGAGUCCUUUGAUCCUAUUCAGAUAGACUGGGGAAAUCCCAAAGGCAAAUGGUUCAGGCACAUGGUGUGUUUCUUGUAUGCAGGCUAUAACCUGCUGCUUUUGUACCAAACAGCACAGUAAUAUUCCAUAAGAAGUUGUUUACAAGCAGUCACUUAAGAAAAAUGUACCUAUCUAAUAUUAAACCACUUUAAAAAGAAUCAUUAUCAGCUUGCAAUGAUCUUUCUCAGAAGACCACCUCCACAGAGAAGUGUUUUG
Prinia subflava (tawny-flanked prinia) is the source of this 5664-nucleotide messenger RNA. It is a transcript of the gene KLHL6, whose product is annotated as kelch like family member 6. The coding region runs from base 52 to 1884 and encodes 610 amino acids. Gene Ontology annotation, biological process: B cell receptor signaling pathway; germinal center formation. The transcript is spliced from 7 exons. Gene Ontology annotation, molecular function: protein binding. Lineage: Eukaryota; Metazoa; Chordata; Aves; Passeriformes; Cisticolidae. The record is from RefSeq and is a predicted model, not a curated record.